Molecule: messenger RNA, 1591 nt
Organism: Venturia canescens
Lineage: Eukaryota; Metazoa; Arthropoda; Insecta; Hymenoptera; Ichneumonidae
Exons: 7
Coding region: 1-1563 (520 amino acids)
Molecular function (GO): DNA binding
Source: RefSeq, a predicted model, not a curated record
AUGGCCGGCUAUCUUGAUCGGGAGCACGCGCGUUCGAGUCUCCCACCAAUACAGCGGAAUCUUCCGCCAGUGGACUCGGGUUGCAAAUUAAAUUUCCCACCGUCCGUUUGGACAUCGGCCGUUUGUUGGCCAUCCUGCCGGCGGCUGUCCCGUCUCACCAUCCUGACAGUUUGCCAUCCUGACAGCGGCUAUCCCGAGGGCGCGAAUCCUCGCUCUCCGAGGAAGUCCGUCUCAACGACUGUACGGGAAGUCCGCCGCAACGACUGUUUGGGAAGUCCGCCUCAACGACUGUUCGGGAAGUCCGCCUUAACGACUGUUUGGGCACCGCCAUUCAAGUUGGGGGAUUUUGUCGAUGUUUCCGCUCGUUUGGAAUUGAGCACGCUAUUUUACCGACGUUUGAGACGGCACGCUAUUUUACCGAAGUUUGGGGCUGACACAGAUCAUCCACCACUAAAAAGAUCAAAAAUAACAAGUCCAAGUGAUUAUAAUGAUGAAGAUAGCGACUUAGAUGGAAUGCUGAGCCAAGUGUCAAUAACUACCACAGUUGACGCCCACAGCAUAGUUGAUUUCAACUCAUCCAAGAAUGAGGAACAAUCGGAUAAUAGCGAUGGGGCUGGAAGUAAUAAUUCUGAGGACAACACAAAUGAUGUCCGUAUUGAAAGGAACGUUGAUGACCCACUCAAAAUCAAAGUCAGCAAAAUGCCUCUACUUGAUGGUACAUUUUUCUCAGUCAACAUGGAGCAAUCAAGUUUGGAGGGACCACUUUGUGCAUAUUGCAUGACGUGUAAUAAAUUGCUUUCAGCGACAUUUCGAACAACGUCAAAUUUCACGUCGCAUCUCAAGAGGAUGCAUUCACAAGAUCAUAAGAGAUACACAGAAUAUGCAAAUCGAAAUCGAAAACGAAGUGAUUUGGUCGUCGAUAGGAAACGGUGGUCAUGUACUUUCGAUCAAGACAUAUUUGAGGAAAAUGUCACCAAUCUCGUUUUGAAAUUUAUGCUGCCAUACCGAAUAGUGGAGGAUCCAGCUUUCCAGAAAAUUUUGAAUGAUUUCAAUUUCAAAAAGGGCGACUCGACAAUUCAACACUUGACCCGUUACUCUUUGGGAAAGAGAGUCGAAAUGAAUUUGACAAAAACAAUGGACGAUGUCCGUGGAAGCAUAAGACUUUUGAUUGGAGAAAAUGGCGUAGUUUGUACCACGGCUGACGUGUGGACAGGAGGAGCACGCCGGUUUUUGGGCGUUACAGUGAGCUGGAUUGAUUCCAAAACAUUGAAAAGGAAGUCGGCAGCUCUUGCCUGCAAAAGGUUCUCUGGCACGCAUUCUUACGAUGCCAUUGCGAAUCUUCUCUCCGAUGUCCAUACAUCGUUUGGAUUGACUCCGGAAACGAUAAGGGCGACCGUUACAGAUAAUGCCAGUAAUUUCGGAAAGGUGUUUCGAAAACUAGGGAUUGAGGAAUCAGAUAUCAUUCCGUCAGGCAAGUGUGAAGGCAAAACUCCUUUAAAAUGUCCUCCCUCCGUAAACACUGCAUUCCCUGCCUGUAUCUUCUCAGCGUUAUUGGAAUUUUAGAAAAACCAGCGUAUUCGAGUAUAUAAGA